Dentiscutata erythropus is the source of this 167-nucleotide messenger RNA. Lineage: Eukaryota; Fungi; Glomeromycota; Glomeromycetes; Diversisporales; Gigasporaceae. The record is from the annotation of a GenBank genome assembly.
AAGAGUUAUACGUUUGAGUGACAUGGAGGAUAUAUUAACUAAUGAAAAUAAUGAUUCAACUUUAUCUAGCAGUAUUACACCUAAUGACUCUGCAAGUCAAUGUAAUGAACAAUUUACAAAAAAGUUUUCAACUACUACAUUACGAAGGCAUUUAAAAAGAAAGCAUG